Messenger RNA from Dalotia coriaria, 6742 nucleotides. RefSeq names its product fatty acid synthase-like. The record is from RefSeq and is a predicted model, not a curated record. Gene Ontology annotation, molecular function: phosphopantetheine binding; 3-oxoacyl-[acyl-carrier-protein] synthase activity; fatty acid synthase activity. NCBI's taxonomy places the organism in Eukaryota, Metazoa, Arthropoda, Insecta, Coleoptera, Staphylinidae. Gene Ontology annotation, biological process: fatty acid biosynthetic process.
AUGAUUGUUAGAAGUGGGUCAUAAUGGCUGAAGACGAACCUCUGGAACCAUGGUUACGUGCGGGUAGGACCAUUGCAAGUCCAUCUCAAGGAGAAGAUGUUGUUAUCACAGGAAUUUCUGGUUGUUUCCCUGAAUCGGACAACAUCCAUGAGUUCCGUGAUAACCUCGCCAACAAAGCAGAUAUGGUUACAUACGAUUGGCGGCGUUGGGAAGCAAUCCACCCUGAAAUACCAAAAAGAGCUGGUAAGAUCUGGAACGUAGAAAAAUUCGACGCUGGUUUUGGUGUACAUCAACAUCAAUGUGAUGCUGUAGACCCAUUAUGUCGCAUUGUUAUGGAGAAGAGUUUUGAAUGUAUUCUGGACGCAGGUAUAAACCCUAAAGAACUUGAAGGUACCAAAACAGGUAUCUACGUUGGGGCCUGCGCAUCAGAAUCUGAAAAAUACUGGUUUUAUGAUAAUCCUGAACUAGAAGCAUUUGCCAUCACAGGAUGUCAUAGAUCCAUGUUAGCUUCAAGGGUUGCAUAUGCUCUUAAACUCCAAGGACCCGCUUUUGUAAUGGACACAGCAUGUAGUUCAUCCUUUUUUGCUUUUGAGCAUGCCUACAGAGCAAUUCGAGAAGGAAGAUGUGAAAGAGCCAUUGUUGCAGGGGCAAAUCUAUGUCUGCACCCUUAUGUAACCCUUCAAUUUUCUAGACUUGGGGUGUUGAGUCUAGAUGGUGCUUGUAAGUGUUUUGAUGAUUCUGCAAAUGGUUACACUAGAUCAGAAGCUAUCUGUGCUAUUUUAUUACAAAAAUCUUCAGAAGCAAAAAGGGUUUACGCUCAUGUUAUACACAGCAAAGUCAAUUCAGAUGGAUACAAAGAACAAGGGAUUACAUAUCCAUCAGAUACUCAAAAGAACCUUAUCAGGGAAGUAUAUCAAGAAUGUCAGAUACAUCCCAAUGAAAUUAGUUAUAUGGAAGCCCAUGGGACAGGAACCAAAGUAGGAGACCCUGAAGAGCUUAAAGCUAUUGAUGAUAUCUUCCUCAAGGAAAGAAACAGACCUCUUUUGAUUGGAUCUGUGAAAAGUAACAUUGGGCAUACAGAACCCACAUCAGGGUUGUGCUCCAUAAGCAAAGUUAUACUAAGUUAUGAAGGUGGUAAGAUUUUACCAAAUAUGAACUUUAAAACACCUAGGAGAGGAAUUGAAGCUUUGAGUAAUGGUCAGUUGAGGGUUAUUACUGAUAACACUGAUUGGCCUGAUGAUAAGGGUCUUGUGGGGAUCAAUAGUUUUGGCUUUGGAGGUGCAAAUUGUCAUACUAUUCUAAAAUGGAAUGAUAAGAUUAAAAAAACUCAAAAUUUUAUGAAGACAAACCCUAUUUUGGUUUGUAUCAGUGGAAGAACCACAGAGUCUGUUAAAACCAUCAUAGAAGACCUCAAACAGGAAAAACAACAUCAGGACCCUGAAUAUGUCAGACUCCUACAUGAAAUCUUCAAGUAUAACAUCCAAAAUCAUAAUUAUCGAGGUUAUGUUUUAAUCCAAGAUGAAACCAUUAUUGAAGAAAUUGAAUGGUGUCCAGAGAUUGAUGACCUGAAAAUUAUCUUUCAAUUUGGAGAAUUAAACAUAACCUCUAAAUUUGAAGACUUUUUAAAUAUUCCUUUGAUAAAAGAUUUUCUUUCGAAGGAAUUUAAUUCAAAAUCUUCUUUACACUGGCAACUUUUACUUGUAACAGUAUUCAAAUAUUUGGGGACGAAACCUGAUGACCUCAAGGGUCUAAACAGUAACUUGGUACGUCUUUACAUCCAAGAAAUAAUUUCCUUAGAAGAAGUUCUUAAAAAUGGUUCUGAAUAUAAAGGACCUCAAAAGAAUACAGAUUUACCCAAAAAUGUUGUGGUUGUAAACUUUGGAACCCCAAUUUUGAAUGACCCUAAAGUGGUUAAUGUAUUUCAAUCAAAUUUCUAUAAAACCCUUGGUAAACUUUUUAAUUCCGGGGUUAAUUUUGAUCUAAGUUUGCUUUACCCUGAUGUGCAGUUUCCUGUAUCAAGGGGUACAUCAAUGAUCUCACCUUUAAUCAAAUGGGACCAUAGCCACGAUUGGUAUGUGACUAAAUACCGUGCUCAGGAUAUCAUUAAAACAGGUUUUGUCUACAUGGCUCUUGAUCUUAAAGAUGAAUACUGGAAAUAUCUUUCUGGACAUGUUGCUGAUGGUAGGAACUUAUUCCCUGCUACGGGUUACUUAUCCCUGGUUUGGGACGUGCUUGGGAUGAUAACUGGCAAGAUUACCAGCAAUAUGAAGAUUGUUUUUGAAGAUGUCAGAUUUCUAAGAGCUACUAAUAUUCCAACUAAAGGCACAUUAUUCUUUACCAUCAUGGUCCAAAGAGGUACUGGUAAUUUUGAGGUGGUUGAAGGUGGAGUAGCAGUUGUAACAGGUACCAUCAGAGAACUACAAGAAAAUGAAGACCUUCCUGAAAUGCAGGAACCUUCUGAUACAGAAAUAACCAUGAAUCAGAAAGAUAUUUAUACUGAGCUUAAGUUCAGAGGUUAUAACUAUAGAGGGACUUUCAAGGGUCUUGAUAAAGUAACUUUAACCUGUGAAAAAGGUUUGAUUGAAUGGACAGGGAACUGGGUUACCUUUUUAGACAACAUGCUGCAAAUGCAAAUUUUACAAGCGGAUACCAGAAGUUUGUAUGUUCCAACAGGAGUCAAGAGGAUUUGUAUAGAUGCCUUAAGUCAUUCUAAAAUGGGUGAGAAAAUGUCCCAGAUACCUGUUUGGGCUUACAAAGAACUUGGGACUAUCAGAGCUGGUUAUAUUGAGUUAAGGGGAAUAAUGGCCAAUGUAAUCAAUAGGAAAAAACUACCAGAACCUGUUAUAGAAAAAUAUGUCUUCCUACCAAAUGAGGUUACAUUGGAUCUGAAGACAUCUUUAAGGGUUGUGAUGCAAAUUGCAUUAGAAAACUACCCGUUGACUAAAUUGAAGAUAAUUGAACAUAUGGAAAAUGUCCCCAAUACAGGAUUUGAAGAAGAUACUGUUGCUUUGUUUAUCAGGGAUGCUUUAGAUGACCUACCAUUGAUUGAAGCUGAUCUUAGGAUAUUUACAAAAAUAAUCUGGAUAGGAUCAAAAAGGGUUUUUGUUGAGGAUAAGACCUUAGGAGCUGAACUUGAUUGCUACAUGGUUAUUGUACACCAGGACCAGGACCUUAACUCUAAAAUUGAUAAGAUCUCAAAGGUCCUAAAACCCAAUGGGUUUCUUUUGAUCAAAUCCAAUGAAGAAGAAAUAGAGGUUAUAAAGGGUUUUAAUUUGAUUGUUAAACAUAAACAUUCUUCAGGUAUGAUUACUUUGUAUCAACGUCAGAAACCUGAUCUGAAGACCAUUUUUAUUGAAUACCAAGAAGAAAAAGAAGAUGUGGUCUUUAAAAAGAUCCAAAAAGCAGAUAAGAAAUCUAACAUUAUUUUAUACACUACACAUAAAAUUAAUGGUCUUCUUGGAUUCACGAACUGUCUGAGGAAGGAACCUUCCCUGGGAACCAAUGUAAAAUGCUUCAUCCUCAACCAAACAUUAAACAUCAAUGACCCUGAAGUAAACAUUCAACUAUCAAAACAAAUGUCAGUUAAUAUUUGGAAAGAUGACCAAUGGGGUACCUAUAGACACCUUACCCUGAAGAAUGCCCCAAUGGUUCAAGUAGAACAUGCUUAUGUCAAUGUUACAACCCGUGGGGAUCUUUCCAGUCUAUCAUGGAUUCAAGGACCUAUUACUACAUCCGAUGAUAAUUUGAUUAAGGUUUAUUAUGGAGCUGUUAACUUCAGGGAUGUGAUGACCGCUACAGGAAGGGUUUCAGUUGAUGCUAUUACCAAUGACAGAUUAGAACAAGAAUGUGUGCAAGGAUUUGAAUAUUCCGGGAUUGAUUCAAACGGUCGAAGGGUUAUGGGUAUGUUAACAUCAGGUGCCCUGUCAACUAUCCUUACACCAGACCCGGAUAUGAUAUUACCUGUGCCUGAACAUUGGACUUUGGAAGAUGCUGUGACUGUACCUGUUGUUUAUGGGACAGUUUUGUAUGCAUUCUUUAUGAGAGCUGGUGGUUUGUUUCCUGGUAUGUCUGUUCUUAUCCAUUCUGGGACAGGUGGUGUGGGUCAAGCAGCCAUUGCAAUAGCCCUUUUCUUCAAAUGUCAGGUUUUUGUCACAGUUGGUUCCCUGGACAAGAAAAACUACAUCUUGAAAAAGUUUCCAACCCUCAGAAGUGAAAAUAUUGGUCAUUCCAGAGACACAACCUUUGAAAGUUUGGUUCUGAGCAAGACCAAAGGUCGUGGUGUUGAUAUAGUGUUAAAUUCUUUAGCUGAAGAAAAAUUACAGGCAUCUUUAAGGUGCGUGGCCCAAAAUGGACACUUUUUGGAAAUUGGUAAAUUUGAUCUAUCAAUGGACAACCCAUUGGAUAUUAGCAUUCUUCAGAAAGGUGUUACCUUCCAUGGAAUUAUGCUAGAUGGAUUAUUUAAGACCCUACCAGCAACCAAAAACUAUCUAAUGAAUUGGUUACGUAAAGCUAUCUUGAAAGGAGCAGUUGUACCAUUAGAACGCACAACUUUUGAAAGGGAUGAGUUAGAGAAAGCAUUCAGAUUUAUGUCUACAGGAAAACACGUUGGUAAAGUGGUCAUCAAAGUUAGAGAUGACCCUAAGAAUCCAAGAAUGAUGAAACAAAACCUAUUCCUGGCAGUUCCAAGAUAUUACUGUCCUAAAGGUAUGACCUGUUUAGUUGUUGGAGGGUUAGGUGGGUUUGGUCUAGAAUUAUGUGACUGGUUGAUCCUUCGAGGAUGCAGAAACCUUAUUAUUACAUCCCGAAAUGGGUUGAAAACAGGUUACCAACACCUAAGACUGCAAAUCUGGAGAAAUUAUGGUGCAAAUGUCACUGUUUUAACAGAAAACCUAUUUACUUCAGGAUCCUGCACAAGGGUUCUGAAAAAAGCUGAAAAACUUGACGCCAUUUUUAAUUUAGCUGCGGUUUUACAUGAUGGUCUCCUUGAACACCAAACUUCCGAACAACUAGAAGAAGUUUUACAGUCAAAAUACACCACAACUAAAUUUUUGGACCAAUUAAGUAGAACCCUAUGCCCUGAAUUGAGACACUUUGUGGUAUUCUCUUCAGUAUCCUGUGGAAGAGGUAACAUCGCCCAGGUCAACUACGGCCUAGCAAAUUCUUUAAUGGAAAAACUAAUGGAAACCAGAAAACAAGAUGGUUUCCCAUCUCUGGCAAUACAAUGGGGAUCAAUUGCAGAUGUGGGACUAGCUGCAGAACUAAUAAAUGAUGACCUCAAUGAAAGACCCAUUGGAGGAACACUUCCACAAAAAAUAUCAAAUUGUUUGGAACUAUUAGACCAGUUUAUGUCCCAACCUGAAACAAUUGUAGCAUCAAUGGUAGUCGCAGAAAAAAGAGGUGGGCUAUUCAUGGCUGAUAACAUGAUUGAUACAGUUGUGAAUAUAAUGGGUUUGAGGGAUCUGAAAACAGUAAGUCUUCAUUCCUCACUUCCUGAAUUGGGCAUGGAUUCUAUGAUGGCCGUUGAGAUCAAACAAACUUUAGAAAGAGAAUAUGAAGUAUUCUUAACACCACAUGAUAUCAGGACUUUGACUUUUGCAAGACUACAGGAUCUUCAAUCUGAGAAGAACCCUAAAAGUCAAGAGACAUCUCUGGAGAAGAAAGAUUCCAAGUUGGAGAAUGUUAAACUUUUAUUGAGGUUCAUCAAUGAUGAAGACUGUUCUAAACAGGUGACUCCCCUGAAAAACGCCCUGAAUUGGGUUUAUGUUGAAGGUACCCCAAAGGUAUUCUUCAUACCUGGCGUUGAAGGUUUUGCAAGUAUUCUGGAACCUUUAUGUUCAAAACUACAUUGUGAAACUAUAGGUCUUCAGUUUACAUAUGAUGACCCUCCAGAUACUAUUCUAGAAAUGGCUUAUCUAUUGGUACCAUAUAUCAUCUCCCAUUUGAAGGAUGACGACACCUUCAAUUUGGUAGCUUAUUCUUUUGGUUGUACAGUUGCUAUUGAAUUAGCUGGUAUUCUAGAAGAAUCUUUUGGUCUUCAGGGAAAGGUUAUCCUUAUUGAUGGUGCUCAUGAAAUGAUGUUGAAGUUGACCCACCAGCAAACUAAUGUUAACUCACCUGCUGAAUUUGAGACUUCUAUUCUUUGUAAUAUUUUUACUAUCUACAUGCCUUUGGAAGUAGUUGAUACUUAUAGAGAGGAACUUCUUCAGAUGGAAAAUUAUGAAGAAAGGGUUAAUUUUGUUCAAUCUAAGAGCCCAGAAGCUCAAUACAGUAAAGAGUAUAUCAAAAAGGUCUGUAUUGCUUUCCAUAAAAGAGUAAGAGCAGUUUUAACCUACAAAAAGAGUAAUUACCUGUUGAAUAGUGAGCUUAUUUUGAUAAAACCCACGAGGCAAAGUGUAAUUGACAUAGAACCUGAUUAUAAUCUAAGGGUUCAUAGUGCCAGAGGUGAGGUUAAGGUUAAAGUGUUUGAUGCAGACCACUAUAGCAUUCUGGAUAAUGAUAACGUGGCAAAAGAAAUUGAUCAGAUCAUCAAACCACAGAUUUUGGAGAAAACUGGUCAAAAUCUUGGGAAAGAAGUUAAAAUUACUAUUUCUGAUAAAAUAAAAACACGUUAGAUUUAGUUUAUUAUUACAAAAUGGUUUAUGGUUAUAAAAAAGGGUAAAAUGGUUUAGGGUAUGGUCAUGUUGACCAGAAAAUGGUGCUUGGGAAACUGGAAUAAAUUUUGAACUGAUAUAAAAAGAAAUAA